Molecule: messenger RNA, 968 nt
Organism: Eptesicus fuscus (big brown bat)
Lineage: Eukaryota; Metazoa; Chordata; Mammalia; Chiroptera; Vespertilionidae
Product: retrotransposon Gag-like protein 8
Exons: 1
Coding region: 41-382 (113 amino acids)
Source: RefSeq, a predicted model, not a curated record
CAGCCCCGCCCAGCGCAGACAAGCCAGCAGCGGUGCUGCGAUGGACGGCCGAGUGCAGCUGAUUAAGGCCCUCCUGGCCCUGCCCAUCAGGCCCCAGACGCGUCGGUGGAGGAACCCGAUCCCCUUCCCUGAGACGUUUGACGGCGACACCGACCGGCUCCCGGAGUUUAUCGUGCAGACGGGCGCCUACAUGUUGGUGGACGACACCCUGUUCUCCAGCGAUGCCCUGAAGGUGACGUUCCUCAUCACCCGCCUCACGGGGCCUGCCCUGCAGUGGGUGAUCCCCUACAUCAGGAAGGAGAGCCCCCUGCUCAAUGAUUACCGGGGCUUCCUGGCCGAGAUGAAGCGGGUCUUUGGAUGGGUGGAGGACGAGGACUUCUAGGCCAGGAGACCCUCGGGCCUGGGGACAGGUGCUCUCGGGGGAGGGUCCCCGCGCCGGUGGCUGCCGCCCAGAUCGCCGCAGGCGUCCUCCCACCGCGCCUCCCCAUCCCUGUGUUCCAGUGGCGGUGAUCUCCCCCGCGCUCCUGUUCCCUCCCGCGUAGUGCUUGCCUUUGUUCCAGGAAUAGCGCCCCAGGUUCCUGCUGCAGCUGGGCCUGGCUCUGGAGCGCGCCGCCGCCCUCUCCCGCCAGCCCGGCCCCUCCCAUGCGGACUUGGACUCUGUCCUGGGCUCCAGCUGCGAGCUGGGCUCCCGUUACACACUGGACAGACCCCCGCGCAGACCAGCCGUUACCAACCUCUCCCUGCCAGGCUAGCAGGCCUGCAUAGAUGUGCCCAGAGACCAGCGCUGCGGCUGCCAUCACCAUCCACCACCUCCCACCGACAGACUGCAGCCUCCAGCGAUCUCGUCUCACCCAGGAGGUAUCUGAGCUGGCCACAGCCCCUGGACAAUGAUUCCAACAGCUCGCCAACCCCUUGGAGGGGCCGGCCAGCCUUUCACCUUCAGGGGGCCCAUUCCCUCCCUACUCCCA